AUGAAUCAUUCGAGUGCCAGAGGCCUUCGAAAUAUGCCUGAGGCAGAUGACACGCUCCAUAAAAUAAGAAGAGAUUAUCUGAUGUCCAAGAAAAAUCUGCAAGAACUACUCACUGCGAGUUCCACCAGGUUGUCGGGCAAUUCUGCGCGCAUUGGUCCACUUCCAACUCCUCCUCUUCAGUCGAGUGAGGCACUAAGCGAUGAGAAACUGCGACAGCAGAUAAGACAGGGUCUCCAGAAAGACGAGCCGCCUCUCCGAUCCCCCCAGGCGUCUCUUCAGCACAUGACCUCCUCUGCAGAUCUAGCAUAUCUCCGGCAGCUCAUGCGCGACCAACAGAGGCAAAUUGACGACCUGACACGCCGCUUGCAUUCCCAAAGCGUCUCCAACAAGGCACUGCAAGAUCGAGUUACCAUGUUGGAGGACUACGUUUCGCAAAUGGAGGCUUCCAACCGCCAAACCCGCAAAUACAACUACAAUUACACUAAAAGCGCCCUUAGCAGUUCCAGUAGUCUGGGAAGAUCCACUGCCCCCUCAGAAAGCUAUGAUGCUUACACAGGACCGGAACUCGACAAUACAAACUAUUUGCUUGACUUGACGCCGGGCAAAAUUCAACACAGGGAUUUCUCUAAUUUAGACGACAGCACUACAAGACUUCUGCAAUUAGCGCAGAACGCACAUAAUCCAUCGAAAUAA
This is a messenger RNA of Lachancea fermentati, 693 nucleotides long. The record is from the annotation of a GenBank genome assembly. Lineage: Eukaryota; Fungi; Ascomycota; Saccharomycetes; Saccharomycetales; Saccharomycetaceae.